Molecule: messenger RNA, 2448 nt
Organism: Rhagoletis pomonella (apple maggot)
Lineage: Eukaryota; Metazoa; Arthropoda; Insecta; Diptera; Tephritidae
Gene: stai
Product: stathmin
Exons: 6
Coding region: 1242-2057 (271 amino acids)
Biological process (GO): regulation of microtubule polymerization or depolymerization; neuron projection development; microtubule depolymerization
Cellular component (GO): neuron projection; cytoplasm
Molecular function (GO): tubulin binding
Source: RefSeq, a predicted model, not a curated record
CUGCUGCCUACUGCCUGACGUUGCUUGCGUAUCCAUUCAAAUCGCGGCAUAUAUUCAAUUCAGUUUGUCUUUGUCGUUCGUUGCGGUCGUUACGUUACGUUGAAACACUGGAAUAGGCCAAAUUAUCCAAGCAUAGAAAGAAAGAAGGCAAGAAAUACAUAUAAAGAAGCCACGUCAAAAGGCCAAUGGAAAAUUUGAGCUUUUCAAGAAGUAGAUUAAUUAAAAAUUAAAUAAAAACUGGUUGGAGAUUCACGCUCCCCCCCCAGCCAGUUCGAGAGAGAGAGGUAAUUAGACGCUGGCGUUAGCAACGACGAAGACAAAGUGAAGUUUUGAAAUUGAAAAAAUACCGAAAGACUGUUUCACAAAUUGUAAAUAAUUGUUGUGCCGUCAAGAAAGCCGUCAAAUAAAUAAAAUAAAGAAGUACUUUUGGCAGCGCUUUUUCUUAUACUGAAAUUGAAAAAAAUCAAAAAAUCAACCAUCCAUUGUAGCGCAAACAAUACGACUAAGCAACAGAGAUUAAAAGGAUAACAGACGGAUAGUAUUUAUACCUAGUAGCAUACACACAUACAUAGUUGAUGUGCGUAAUUUAAAAUUAUUCCAAGCCCAAUAAAAGUGUAUGUGCAGCAGUGUACUUUUGUUAAGAGAAAUCUUACAACUACAAAUUUAAAUAAUUUAGAUAAUUCUAAAAGAUCCUAAAUCAACUUGAAAGUUUCACAAACAUAUCCUUAGCGAAGAAAAAUUAUUAAUUCUAAAGUUAAACACCAGUGUCGCAAAACUAAUUAUCCGACCGACCAACCAACCAACCAGCCAAAUAACAACCAAAUCACACACUCUAGUGUUCUUUGCAAUCCAAUUAACCCCAACUGCGUUUUUGUGUAUGUAUUCAUUUGCGUGUAUGUGUGUGUGCAUUUGUGUGUAUAUAAACGCCACCGCCACACGAUAUCAAUAUAAAAUCAACGCCCAAAGCAUCUCAACAGGCAACAACACUGUUAAUUUUGUUUCACACGAAUUCUCCGAUAGCUGCCCACACACGCACUAAAACAACAUCAAUAAGCAACAACAGUCAACAACAGGCAUCAGUGCUAUCUACAGAGCGCCAUAUCUCGUCAGUGUCAGCGUCAGCGACUGGUGUAAAUCAAUCCCAAGUCACGUUUAAAAUCAAUAAAUUUCUUAGUUUACUUAGUCAGUCGGUGGCCACCGCCUUCGUCGCUCCAGUGUCAGUGAGGUAGUCAGCCGUCACCAUGUUGAUUGGAUUAGUGCGCGACUCUGUAAUGCAGUGCUUCUGCCAUACAUGCCGGGCUCCCAUUUUGCCAGCUGCCACUGAAAUUCGUUGCCAGGAGAAAUCGCGUGGUGGCCUCAGCUAUGAAGUAAUUUUAGCCGAACCAGCACCUAAUGUCGUGGUGCCCAAACGGCCAGUGACACCUGGCAAAAAUGUCUCAGCCGAGGAAAUCGAACAAAAGCUGAAAGCUGCCGAGGAACGACGCAUUUCUUUGGAGCAAAAGAAAAUGGCCGAUUUAUCCUAUAAACUAUCGAAAAUUGAAGAAGCCACACGCAAAAAGGAUGAAAUUACCAAUGAGUUUAUUAAUCAGACCAAGGAAAAGUUGGAGACUAAAAUCGAGCAGCAUGUUGAAAAGCGCGAGGCCAUUAUUAGCGACAUGAAAGAGAAAUUGAAGAUUCACUCACAAGAAGUCGAGAAGACACGUGAACAGUUGGAACAACAAAAAUCGAUUGAGAAAGUGGCCAUAGAGGAGAAAUUGAAGACAGCUCAGACUUUGCGAGAUGAGAACAUUAAAAAGAUGUUGGAGCGCCUCAAGGAGCAUAACACAAACAAAAAAAAUCAUAUCGACCAAUUGGAAACACAAAAACUCGAGGAGAAGACCCGCAUUAUUGAAAAUAAAUUGUACACCGCUGAGCAAAAUCGCGAAAAGGAGUUACAAAAGAAAAUUGAAAAAGCUCAAAAACUUGAACGUCGCGCAGAAUUGGUGCGCCAAAACAAGGCGGCAGCCCAGCAGACGAUUUGUGAUGAUACCAACACAGCUAUUGCCUCAUCCGGUUAGAGCGAAUAACAACAAACAAAACAACCACAAUAAUAUUUAUAAAAAAAAAAAAAAACAGCACACACACACACAUACAUAACAAACAUAGCAAACAACCAGAUUAAAAACAAAAUAAAAUAGCAGCAUCAACAACACUAGAAGUGUAAAAAAUGGUUGAGGAGCUUUGCAAAGAUGAAAAAUAUGUGAGCGGUGAAGAAAUGUAAACAGGCAUGACCAUUAAAAAAUUGCGUAGAUUAAGUCUCAACACAUACAUAUGCAAUAUUGCAAAAGCAGCAGGGCAAAGGAAAACGCUAAAGCAAUUUUGAAACGAAGCCAGCCGUUGCACAACUUACAUGAAUGAACUUUAAAAUAUGCAAAUAAAAGAAAGGAGGAUAAAUAAAACACAAAAAAA